Ostrinia furnacalis (Asian corn borer) is the source of this 1014-nucleotide messenger RNA. Its product is annotated as trypsin-1-like. Bases 1 to 1014 code for a protein of 337 amino acids. The record is from RefSeq and is a predicted model, not a curated record. Gene Ontology annotation, molecular function: serine-type endopeptidase activity. NCBI's taxonomy places the organism in Eukaryota, Metazoa, Arthropoda, Insecta, Lepidoptera, Crambidae. The transcript has 5 exons. Gene Ontology annotation, biological process: proteolysis.
AUGUUUUUCCAGUUUGUACUCGUGGUUCUAGUCGUGGCUUAUAAUGUGGAUGUAGCACAGACUGAAUCUUACGACCUAAUAAUAAUCCCGGUACCAAAAGCAUCAAAGCAUCCGACGCGAUCGAAAAAGAUAAUCGAAGUAAAACUACCCACGUUGAUCCGGUACAGCCAAUCCCAACACAGGAAGGGGCAAAACAAGCUUGACAUCGAACAAUACGAAGAGCCCACAGAGCUCCCUGACAUUGACAACUUUCAGUACAAAGAAAGAGAUGGAUAUAGAGGCUCAGAUAGUACUUUUCAUGGAUAUGACAUGUAUAGCAACUAUGGUGAGGAUAAAAUUGUGGGAGGUUUUGAAGUGGACAUAAAUUUGUAUCCGUAUCAUGUGGCUUAUGGCACUAACUGUGGUGGAGCUAUCAUAGACAAGAAGUGGGUCAUCACUGCGGGGCAUUGUGGCAAGAAGCCGUACAUUAGAGUGGGGUCCAAAUACCUCAACCAGGGCAGGAAGGUGGACAUCAAGAACUACCAUGUGCACCCAACAUGGAGUGCCAGCAAUAAGGAGCACCCCUUCGAUUAUGACUUUCAACUCCUGGAGCUGAAGGAGCCUCUGAAGUUUGAUGAGAACAUACAGCCAGUGAAGAUCGCGCAUAUCGAGGAUAUGGUCAUUGGAAAGGUUGUGACGGUGACUGGGUGGGGCAAUACGGAGGAAAACGGUCCAUACUCAAACGUGCUAAGAGCGGUGCGGGUGCCCAUCAUCUCUAAGGAACACUGCCAGAAUGUGCCUUUCCCCUAUUUCAGGGGAGGACUCACAGCAAGGAUGUUCUGCGCAGGAUUCUCAGAAGGAAAGAAGGAUGCUUGUCAGGGUGACUCUGGAGGUCCAGCGGUGUCCUACGACCGGAUCCUGGGCAUGGUGUCCUUCGGCUACGGCUGCGCCACUCCUGGCUCCUACGGCGUCUACAGCAAGAUCGCCAAAGUACGAUCCUGGAUCGAACAGACUACUGGCAUCAAGUUCGAUUAG